UCGGCCCCGGCAAGAUGGCGGCCCCCUUGGAGCUCAGCUGCUGGGGAGGUGGCUGGGGGCUCCCUUCGGUGCACAGCGAGUGCCUGGUGGUGAUGGCGUAUGCCAAGUUUUCGGGCGCACCCUUGAAAGUCAAUGUCAUAGAUAACACCUGGAGAGGUCCAAGAGGUGAUGUACCAGUUUUGAUGACCGAAGACAGCAUUGUUUCUCAGCCUGCAAAAAUACUAAACUUUUUAAGAAAACAGAAAUACAAUGCUGACUGUGAACUCUCACCAAAACAAGGGGCAGACACCCUGGCUUACAUCGCCCUCCUGGAAGAGAAGCUUCUCCCUGCCGUGCUUCACACUUUCUGGGUUGAGAAUGACAAUUACUUUGCUGUGACAAAGCCAUGGUUUGCCUCCCGUAUCCCUUUCCCUCUGAGUUUAAUCCUGCCCGGAAGGAUGUCUAGAGGCGCACUGAAUAGGAUCCUCUUGACACGGGGAGAGCCGCCCCUCUACCACAUCCAGGAAGUGGAAGCGCAGAUAUACAGAGAUGCCAAGGAGUGCCUCAACCUCCUGUCAAACAGAUUGGGAACAUCUCAGUUCUUCUUUGGUGACACGCCUUCCACCUUGGACGCCUACGUGUUUGGUUUCCUCGCACCUCUUUAUAAAGUGCGUUUUCCCAAGGUUCACUUACAAGAGCAUCUGAAACAGCUCUCCAAUCUGUGCCGCCUGUGUGACGACAUCCUGGACAGCUACUUCAGACAUGGGCCCGCGGGCAUCUCUCCAGCUGGACAAGAAAUGAUAGACGUGAACCUGCGGAAACUCACACAACUUGUAAAUAAGGAAUCCAACUUAAUUGAAAAGAUGGAUGACAAUCUCCGCCAGAGCCCUCAGCUUCUUCCUCGGAAGCUGCCAACGCUCAAGCUGACUCCAGCAGAAGACGAGAGUAAUUCCUUACAGCGGCUGUCACCCUGACAGUCACAGCCUGUUGCAGCCAAUCUUAGGAUUGUUUGCAGUAGUCGCUUAUACUGAGUGCAUGGAGACCAAAAGAAAACUGCCGUAAUAGGUCUAAGGAAGACUGAAACAGAAGGAGCUGAACGUGACUUUCUUUUUAAACUAGGGAAGCUUUUAUUUCAUCUUCGCAGUGCAUUUUGAAUGCUAAGCGGGUGGGUGGAGCAAAUACAUGGUACUGUAUAUAAAAAGCUGCCUUAAUCAUGGCAGAUCUUUGCCUUUGGUUCAGGUGUUGCUGACGAAAAGCUGCAAUUCUGUUCUGAAUGUGCAUUUUUAAUUUAUUUAAGUUAAUUUAACUUUUCUUAAUCCUGUCUCAAUAACUAAUAUGUGGCUCUUUGGCUGAGAUCUUAAUCUUCUUUUUAGAAGUCUGAUGCCUAUUUCAGGAACUAGGAAAAAUAGAAAUUAUUUCAAUAGAAAAGCCUGAAUUUAACUUUAAAAAGCAGCAAGGAAUGUGCUUCUUAAUUAUUCUCUUGUAAGUCUGUUCCUCUUUGGUGGUUUAAUGGCACAUAUGCAGCUGUUGAGGCGGUUAUGUAACACGCAUCUGAUAGCACGUCAGUAUGAAUAAGUACUUCUGGUAUGUCUGCUCUAAGCUAGCAGAGGCCAAUGUGGCAGCGUAAGCCUGUGUAUUUUAGUACACAAUUGCCUACUGUCUCAGUCAUGUAUUAAUUCCAGAGCUGGACGUCUAGCUCAUCUUACUGUAUUUAGCUGAAAUCCUUAGUGAAGUGUGCUCAGCGAAUUCUUAAGCAUCCUUGGGAUGAGGGAUAAGCUACUAUGAGGGUCCUGGAGACACCUCCCAGGUGUCUGAGUGCUCCACACUUGACUCGAAACAGUUUGUUUCAUAGUAAGUGUAUCUUGUGCCCACACACUUUCUGACAAACUAUUAUUUCCUGUAUAUUUUUAAGUGCAUUUUUGGGAUCCAAAGGAAUAAGUCAAAAAUAACAAAUUUCUAAGGCAAUUUAUAUUUAUUGGUUACUGAAUGAACUGUUCAACAUUUGCUGAGUGUUGUAAUUUUACAUAUAAUAGGAACAUGCUUAUUUUAGUGGCUGAGGUGCUUCUGUUGUUCUAAAACCACUUCUGAGAUUUUAAAAUACAAGACUGUGUUUUGGGUUAGUGUCUUACAGGAUUACCAUGGUGCUCAGCGAAUGCUUACCAGAGUCUGCGGAAACCAGGCUGCGUUGUCUGGAGACUCAGCUUCUGUGAACAGAGCGUGGCUGCGUCUGGCUUGCAGGACCCCGGUUUGCUCUGUAUCUUGAUAGAUGAAAGCUUUACAUGAGACAAGGUAGUCCACAGUCCGUUCUCUCUGGGCAUGUAGGUCAGGUAGGCAGUGAGUUUCACAAUACUUCUAUAACAAAGGCUGUGUAUGUGAGUGAGUGUGUACUUGUGAGUAUGUGUGUGCUGUGUAUGUUGCUCAUCUUAGGCAAAUCACAACCAUAUGAAAUGUGAGUGUUUUGCCUUGAAAGUCAUGAUCAAGAGGCUCCGUUGUCUCUCAGACUGAUCUGUAUUGGUUAGUACAUUAAUCAGAUUCUGUUUAUACUUUAAUCAGGGCUAGUCAUUUUCAAUUGUGAUUUAAUAGUAAACCUUCCAAAAAGUAUUUGAAGAAGUUUACAGUAAUAAAACACAUGUAGAAAUAGGACAGUUAUUUUUGAAAAAUAACAAUUUCUAAGAGAAAGAAUCAUAUCAACACUACUAGGCUGUAAAAUCAAGUGUGAAAUCUAACUCUGUGGGUAAAGCUCGAAGAUAAUACUGAGCGAAAUUCUUCUAAUAAGGCUGCUGAUGUCUAGAUUAAACGUGUAAAACAGCAGUUCCCAACAUGUGGAUCGAGUAGCCCUUUCACAGGGGUCGCAUAUCAGAUAUGCUGCUUAUCAAUAUUUAUGAUUCACAUAGUAGCAAAAUUCAUUAUGAAGUAGCAGCAAAAAUAAUUUUAUGGUUGGGGGUCACUACAACAUGAGGACUAUAUUUUGAAGGGUCUCAGCAUCAGGAAGCUGAGAACUGGCAUAGAAGAACGCAGCAGGUCAUGUUCAGAAGACACUAGAGGUCAGCCAAGAAGUGUACGGUAAUAUUUUGUGCAGGAAACCCUUACUGAAAGGAGCUCAUUGUAGAAUCACGGGCAUUUGCCCUUUUCAGUGGUGAGGAUGACUGCUCGGAACUGCCUUUAGCCUUACAUUCUGUAGCCCGUGUGCUUGAAGACCACAUUUCUGAGGUGCAGAACCAGGGUUGGUAAGUAGGAACCUAAGUGCUGGCUUACUUAGUUCAGCUUUGUUUGCCUAACAAAGAUGAGAUGAGAGAAAACUAACCGAGCACAGGAUGCGUUAGAGACAAGCGCACAGAGAAGCUUUCAGUGGGAAGUGACUUCUUAGACUGGACAAAGGGCCCAUGGUCACCCUGUCAGGAUGUUUGUGCUUUGAAGCUUGAGUUUGCUGGGAAGAGUGAUCCAUGUGGCGGCGUAAAUGAAUGCAGACAGAUUAUAAAAAUAUAUACAGCUUUAAUAAGGAAAUAGUCUUACAGGACCACAGGUUCCCGCGGAGAACAGGAAAAGCAGAGCAAAAAAAGGGGCUGCUGGGAUCACGCCCGGCAGAUUUAUCAGUAAACAUUAGCCCAAGACGAACACGCACCCAAUGGGUGGGGCUAUAUCCCUACAAUCCAUGGCCUUGACCAAAUACUGUGAGCCAUUGUCUUUUGGAGGUGAUGGUGGAGGACAGUAUGAAAACAGGGACUCUGCUCAUUUUUAUGUUUGUUCAUAGUACAGAGCUAGAAAAAUUGGUUUGCUAAUUCCCACAAGGGAAUAAUCCUGAAUGAGCACUGUGUCACAGCGAUGACCUAAUGCUAAGGGCAUUGCAGACAAGGAGGAUGUGAUUCUCACAACUUUGACCUCAUGAAAGAUUCACAUUGCUAGCAAGUUUCAGUUGAAGUAUGUGAAUUGUUUCAGGGUACUAGAGGACCCCUGGUGAUUUUUUUUUAAAGCAACCAUUUUUAAUUCUAUUUGUAAUCUCUAACAAUUUACUAUUGAUAAAUAGAGUAACACCAAGGAACAGAGGCAUUUAUGUUAGAGCUUAGUUGAAAAUCUUCAAAGUCUCAAAAUGGGGGAAUUAACAUCGACAGAGGCAGAAACUGGUAAUGAAUAUUUUAAGAAAACCACUUUGUUCAGGUAGCUUCGUGUAAUAAAGUGGUAUUUGAAUUGGAUAGUGUUUCUUAGAACUUGUUUCAAGCAUAUGUACCUAAUGAGCUUGUUAAAAAUAAUUUUUGAUGAAAUGGGUUAAUUUUUUGAUAGCCACAAUCGUAACCACUCAGGAGAUAAAUGUUGAAGUAUGUGUGGGGCUGACAAGGUGGCUCAGUAGUUAAGUUAACUUGCUACUCUCACUGAGGGCUGAGUUCAGUGUCCAGGACCUAUGGCAGGUGGUUACUGCCUAAACUGUAGCCCCAGGGGAUCUGGUGCCCCCUUCUGGAAUCCAUGAGCUCCUGCACUCACAGUGUGCAUUUACCCCCAUACAUAUAAUUAACCACUAAAAUAAAUUAAAUAUACAUAGGAAGCUGAAUGAUAGAUAGGGCCAUGGGUAGCUCACUGCUAUUUUUGUAAUGCCUUAGGAGUCUAUAAUUAUUUCUAAAUAAAAGGGUUUUUAAAAGCCAACUUAAUAGAGUUAAGUUUGUCACUAUGUCUACCAUGUCUUAAAUUUUAACACUGCAGACCUAGUAUUUAUUUAGUUCCAAAUGAGAACUACAUUUUAUCUUACUAAAAUUUUUACUUUGUUCUUGAGUGCAGCUGGGGUCUCUAACAAAUCAUUCUCUGAAGUUCUCCUCUGCCAUACCAAGAAAGUUUUCUAAGAACUUUGCACCAAAAACUUAUUUUCCAUAAAAUAUCAAAAUGCUUAUGAUUUUAUGUUUCUAGUCUGUGUAUUUUUCCCUGUGACAACUGGGCUCAUAUUCAAGGACAAAAUAUUUUAAGGCCUUUUUCUGUCUUUGUGUGGUCAUUCAUUUUUACCAUGCAUUUUUUUCUCUCUGUAUUCGCAGUGUGGCACUGUGCUCACUGACGCCGCCCUUCCGUUGUGGAAGUGUGUUGUAGCCGUGCACUUCUGUUGUGAAAGCUGUGACGUAGCUGUGCCCUUCUGUUGUGGAAGUGUGACAUAGCUGUGCCCUUCCGUUGUGGAAGUGUGUCGUAGCCAUGCACUUAUGUUGUGAAAGCUGUGACGUAGCUGUGCCCUUCUGUUGUGGAAGUGUGACGUAGCUGUGCCCUUCUGUUGUGGAAGUGUGACGUAGCUGUGCCCUUCUGUUGUGGAAGUGUGACGUAGCUGUGCCCUUCUGUUGUGGAAGUGUGACGUAGCUGUGCCCUUCUGUUGUGGAAGUGUGAUGUAGCUGUGCACUUUGUUGUACAGCCAAAGGAUGUAAUUGAUUGUAUCUUGUGGUUGUUAUUAGAGUUAAUCCUGAGCAUAAUUUGGGUUGUGAUGAUUGCUUUUUGUGUAUGUUCUUGUUGGUUUAAGAAAAGAAAAAAAAGUUGUAUGUUUAUUCCCCCUCUUUUGCUGUUGUUCAGUUAUGCAAAGUUUACAUUUAUUUCUUAGUGUUUACAUAUUUCUUAAAUUUUAAAGAAAUCUGAGGUUAUGUGAGAUCAUAGCUCAGUGGUUUCACCCUAAAAAGUUUUAUUGAAGUGUCUUUGGAGUUCAGGGUGCUGGUUUGCAUAAUGAGGUAAGUUGGGGAGAGCUUUGGUUUUAGUUUUUAAGUGUUUGUAAAACAGUUUAGUGUAGAAGUUACAGUUGGGUGCUGUAGUUUCUAGGAGCCCAGGCUGCUUGUUGUGCAGUCAGGACUUGUCGUGACAGAAGCAAAUGCGGACUCUGGAAAUUAAAAAGACUUAAAAAAUGUUUUUCCCCCAGAAAAAUAUUCCAUGGAUUACUUAAAAGAAUUGGCGUUCUUGACCAAUGAUAUAAUAAAAGGGAAACUUGAGUUGAUUGCUCAUGAAUAGUGAGGGGUAUGUUGUGAAGAAUCUUACUCAAACAGAAUAAAGUAGCUUCUUUAAAAGGAAAAAAGACGGACUGUUUUGUGCCCUCAUUAUUAUUAAUUUGAAAUUAUAAGGUAAAAACAUUUAGUUUAUGCAAGAAUAGUUUCUAAAAGGGUAUUUGGCAGAAUAUAUUGUUCUAAUAAGUUUGGAAAAUUCUGGAUUAGUCAAAGCUGAGUUGCUGUAGGCUUUUCAGAACCUUUGAUGUGUAAAUGUGUGGCUUGGUUUCCAGCUUCAGAGAUGUUUUAUUUUAUUAGCAGAGAGGGCGAUCUGAAUGAGGCUGCGUGUGGACACAUGUAGAGAGUACACAGUCUGAACGAGGCUGCAUGUGGACACAUGUAGAGUACACAGUCUGAACAAGACUGCGUGUGAGCACAUGUAGAGAGGAGACAGUCUGAACGAGGCUGCGUGUGGACACAUGGAGAGAGGAGACGAUGUGAACAAGGCUGCGUGUGAGCACAUGUAGAGAGUACACAGUCUGAAUAAGGCUGCGUGUGAGCACAUGUAGAGAGGAGACAGUCUGAAUGAGGCUGUGUGCAGGUACAUGCUCGUCUCCCAGGAGGGUUCAUCAUCUCCACUGGGCACCUCCAUUUAAUGUACUGUUUCCCUAACUUAUUUUACUGUGGAUUUUUUUAAGUAGGAGUUUCAUGGGAUUUGAGUUCUGAGAAAUUUCCUAGGAGAACAUUUAUGUUUUGUUUUGUGUUCAUUUCAAGGUUCCUGUCUUUGUGUUCUUCUCUAGUGGUGGAGAGGGUAACUGGGCAAGCUUUAUUUCAUUUCCGAGUAUGAACCAUCUCACCAGUGAGGCAUGUGGCCCUUUUUAGCCCCUGCAACAUACACAGUUGCAGGCUUGGCAUUCAGGGUUUGGAUGUGAAAGCUCGCCUUUGGCCUCUGAGUUCUGUGUGAUGGCAAAAGACUUAGCCACAUGAAAAGCUCUUAGAUCUUAGUUCUAGCGCUUCAGUUUUCCUCUUGCAAAUCAGAGCGAUGUCUUUUAAUCAUGUAGUUUACGUGUUCCAGAUCCUUGGAAACCACAGGAAAUGACCUGCCAGAGUUUGCAUCGGCCCUCUGAGAGUCGAUUGGGAUGGAGAGGGCCAUGCUGGCUGCUUGGUCUUUGGUCCAUGGGCUGCUGGCCUCUUGAUCUGUUGGAGGUAUACACAGCUUUAGUUAAGUGCAGAUGUGCUGGGUGUCUUGUGAUUUAUUUUAUUUUGUAAAACUGAAACUGAAAUGUUUGUAACUUAGCUUUAGCUUUCUGGAAGGUAACAGUGAACACUACAAGAACUACAUGUGUGUGCAUAUUGGCUCCAUCUCCCCCUGCCUAUCUUUGAAUAGCAAACAUUUUUUAAUCACCUGUCUAGUGUGCAAAUACGAUACUCUUCUAUAAAGUAAACUAUCAAAAUAAGCAAUGCCAGCCAUGGUCUCAUAUUCUAGCCUUGCCUACUGUGAAUGUAUUUUACCUAAAGCUGAUGUAUAAAUGCCCAGAAGUGGAAAUGAUGAUCACUGUUGUUAAGAAUUUAUUCUGAUAAAUGACAAACUGGAUAUAAUCUCAAAAUAGCUAUUUUCUCAAUAAAACUUCAA
This is a messenger RNA of Chionomys nivalis (European snow vole), 7542 nucleotides long. RefSeq names its product metaxin 3 (gene Mtx3). The transcript has 9 exons. Gene Ontology annotation, biological process: mitochondrion organization. Lineage: Eukaryota; Metazoa; Chordata; Mammalia; Rodentia; Cricetidae. Gene Ontology annotation, cellular component: SAM complex. The record is from RefSeq and is a predicted model, not a curated record. Bases 15 to 953 code for a protein of 312 amino acids.